AAAAACGCGGGAAAUCGUUGUCACCGACUACAACGUAAACAUCAAUGGCGACGGGCAUAUGACAGUUUAACUGAUAUUCUUCCAACAGCUAUGAAGAUAUAAGACGAAUUUAAUCAAUUCUUUAAGAUGGAUAACAAAAAGAAGCGGAAAGGAAAGGUAGCUCCUACGGGAGAGGAGAACAGCUCAUUUGAACUAGACAUACGAUCUGAUAUUCAGAAUAAUAGUAAACUUAUAAACACAUUAAAGAACAAAGUGAUGGAGACUUCAAACAAGCAAAAUGCUUUGUCUGCCAUUGUUGGUGCCAAAGGCAUGGCCUCGAAAUGGAAGCAUUAUGCAUCUAUGAAGCGGGUCAUUAAGUCCAAAAAUACACAAGAUGACGAGGAGACAUCAGCCAUUAAGGGAAAAGGGAUAGACCAGAUGGAAGAGGUGGACGCUUUUAAACCUUUUGGAAUGAAACAGGACACCAAAAAGAAGCUGCGCUCAGCCAACGAUAAAACACUGAUUGACUAUUUUUAUCAGUUAGGGCAGUCCAGGGACCCUAAUGCCAAAGUGGACCUGGAUUUUGUCGAUUCCUUAAUUAAGAAUGGGGCUAACAUAAACUGCUCAGACAAACAUGGACAAACGUUAAUGCAUGAGGUCUGUCGCACCUGGCAUAUUGAUGUAGCUAAGUUUCUGUUGGAGCUGGGGGCUAACGUGAACCAGGCUGAUAAAUAUGGCCGCACGCCUUUACAUGUUGCUGCAGCUGUAGAUUAUGUUUGGUCUAAUUUCGAAAUGGUAGAAAUACUCAUUAAAAAUGGAGCUGACAGAGAGUCACUUAGUAACGAAAAACAAACACCAGUCCACUAUGCUGCCAAAAAUGAUGCGUGUAGUUCUCUGAAAAUGUUGAUUAAACUGAAGUGCAAAUAUAAUGAUGUCCGAGAUUACAAGGGCAGGACCCCUCUGUUUGUGGCAGCAGAACUGGAUCGGAGUGAGACAGCCAGUCUUCUGUUGGAUUAUAAAGCAGAUGUCAGAAUCACAGACGACAGUGGGAUGAAGCCAUUAAGUUGGAUGAUAACUAAGAUGCCUCCAGUGGCUUUGGAUGCUCUAAAGCAGUUCCACUCCACGGACCGUCCAAACAGAAGACAAUAUUUCUACCUGAAUGACCUCAUCACUGACAGAAGUAAAGAUCCAAAGGCACAAAGUUUAACUCCUCUGCAAUGUGCCACCCACUUUAAGCAAUAUGAUCUUCUCUCACACAGAGUCAUGCUCGCCCUUAUAAACCAAAUGUGGGUCAAGUUUGGAAGGAUUCGGGCAUGGUUUAAUCUACUUCUUAACUUUGCCUACAUCAUGAUAUGGACUGUGUAUGGCCUGUUGAUUGAGUAUGAUGACCGCUACAAGUAUGACCUUCCUGAUCAAUGGUGGAGGAUUGUACUUCUUGUGGCAGCCAUUGGGUUUACAAUCUGGCAGAUCAUAGAGGAAGUGUUGGAAUAUAAACGCUCACUCCAGUUCCAUAAUAAUUGGGUCAACUACAGAAGGAAGCAGAUAGAGGAGGACCUGAAGUACUGCCACCCCCGCUGGACCGAGGAGAGUGAUUACCUGAAGAAAGAACUGGCCAAUCUGGACGAAGCACGACCCAGAUACUGGUCCGACUUCUGGAACAUCUUUGACUGGAUCUGCUAUGUUUUCCUGAUUGCCAGCAUUGCUACGCACAUUGUGGAUAUUUUUGUUCACACCGAUGACUUGGCUCGAUCACACAUCAGAAUCAUGUCUGUCACUAUUAUAUUACUGUGGCUUCGAUUGAUGAAGGUGGCCAGGGCAUUUUCUCUCCUAGGGCCCUUCAUUGUGAUGCUGUCCCAUAUGGUGAAGGAUCUCCUCAGAUUUGCCUUUCUGUAUCUAGAGUUCUACCUGCCAUUUGUGUGUGCAUUCUGGAUGAUCUUCGGAGGCACCAAGAGGGACUAUUACGAUUAUAACAACAUAGUAGAAGUCGAUGGGUACGGAAACUUUGGAGAUGUGUUCUACAGCCUGUUCCGGCUAACUCUAGUGGAUGAAUAUGACUUCCCUAACAUGGAGAAAGUGGACCCUAUAAUGGCUAAGAUCCUGGUGGGCUUCUGGCUGGCUCUGUCUGCGGUUCUCUGUCUGAAUCUCUUCAUUGCUCUGCUGUCUGAUACAUUUCAAAGAGUCUAUGAUAAUGCCCAGGCUAAUGCAGUGAUGCAGAAGGCACUCAUGACCCUCAGCAUUUGGGAAAACAUGUCUCAGUCACGACGCAAUACAUUCUACGAUUACAUGAAAGGUACCUGCAAUCCUUUCAAUGAGUACUAUGACGAUGACAUGACUGAAGAGGGAGAGGAAGACAUGAAGAAGGUCACCAUGCAGAUCAAGGAUGACCUAGAUGACUUAAGAGACGCCUUUGAUUCAAAGUUUGGAAAGCGAAAAGAGGAUGAAGAGGAGGAAGAUCUCAACAACAAAUCCCGUAUGGUGGAUGUGGAGAGAUUUGAGAACGAGAUCGGAAUUCUGCGAGACAGUAUAACAGAGCUGCGAGUUCGACAGGACGAUAUGAUGGAGAAUCUACAGACUAGCGUCAACACCAUUACGGGACUGUUAAAUCAGCUGCUGGGAAACCCACCUGACGCCAGUGAGGUUGAACUUGAAUUAGAAUCUAGACAAAGAUCAGCAAGAGGCCACCCAAAGAAAUCUAAGAAGAAGAAGACUGACAGACAACAAAUCAUUCACGAGGAUGACAGAGCUUUAUUAGAACCACCAACCCCGCCCACGCAAUCUCAGGUGCUACAGACCCCUCCCACUGUUGAUGUUUCCAUGGCUGAUUUCUCUCCUCGGGACUUCACGCAACUGUCCCAACCAUCAUUUAGUCCCAGAAGGCCACAGGAUGGCCACGACCCCUCCACAGAAUGCUGAGUUGUGAUUGGCAUUGUGAAGUAUCUGUGAUAUAUUAUUCUGAAAUGUUGUCAAGAGAGAGUUUUAUUAAUUUCAUUAGGUUUUGUACUUCAGUUCUCUAGCUUUAAAAACCUUGAAAUGAACCAACCACAUGUACAGUGUAUAAACAUUUUUAAAUUAAUUAACUUGUACAAUUUUAUAUUACAUGUAGAUUUUGUUUUAGCUUAAGAACCAAUGGCUUGUCUUGGAAAUCUUAGUUAAGAAGACAAAACAUUAGAUUUACAUGUAGUUAUUUAAGUUCUAUAGGUACAUGUAUAUUAGACAUUGUCCGUCCUUUUAUUUAUUUAUAGUUUUGCCUAAAUAUUCUUUGAUGUUAUUUUUUUUAAUGAAAACAUUAUUGUGUAAAGCUGUAAAACAUUAUAUUUUUACACAUUUAACAUGAAUAACGUCUUCUUUUCUAGGUGCUAUAGAAUUCUAUGCUUUUUGCCAUUCUAAUAUACUCAAAAUCCCUCCAUCUUUAUUGUGUAUUAUACUGUGAUAUUAUAUGUAAGUACAUGUAUCCCUGAAAAUAUAAAUGAGUACCUAUAUGUACAAUAACUGAUUUUUUUCUGUGUGAUGCACAAUCACUAUAUACUGGUAUAUAGAUUUAAUAUUUUGUGCAUGUAAGUACAUGUAUAUUUUAUCAUCUUGAAAAGUCUUCAGAAAUACCUUUUUGGUGCAUUAUAAAAAUUAUGUUGAGGACAUUUUACAUAUAUUUUUCUUUGAACAAGGCACUGGAAAUUAGUACAAUGA
This is a messenger RNA of Saccostrea cuccullata (small rock oyster), 3663 nucleotides long. Its product is annotated as transient receptor potential cation channel subfamily V member 3-like. The coding region runs from base 127 to 2892 and encodes 921 amino acids. Gene Ontology annotation, biological process: calcium ion import across plasma membrane. Lineage: Eukaryota; Metazoa; Mollusca; Bivalvia; Ostreida; Ostreidae. The record is from RefSeq and is a predicted model, not a curated record. Gene Ontology annotation, molecular function: calcium channel activity; protein binding. Gene Ontology annotation, cellular component: plasma membrane. The transcript is spliced from 25 exons.